Oncorhynchus masou masou (cherry salmon) is the source of this 4653-nucleotide messenger RNA. RefSeq names its product heme-binding protein soul3 (gene soul3). Bases 397 to 1239 code for a protein of 280 amino acids. The transcript has 5 exons. Lineage: Eukaryota; Metazoa; Chordata; Actinopteri; Salmoniformes; Salmonidae. Gene Ontology annotation, molecular function: heme binding. The record is from RefSeq and is a predicted model, not a curated record.
CGGUGGGAGGAGUGGCCCGGUGUCGGUCAUGUCUUAUAAACAUCAAGUUCAUUACAGUCCACGGAACGCGUCGCGCAUGGACUUGCCAGGUAUUUGUUUUGCAGUCUUCGACGAGUUAACAGUUAUAUACAGGUUUGAAAUGGUUUCUGUAAAUAUAAUAUAGGUUGCACAGUUGUAUAAGGAAAAGAACAUGGCUUAAUGCGUCGGAAUAAAUGUCAAGAUUAGAGCAAAAAUGGCCCUAAAGUUUUCCUAAUUCGAAUUUUUACCUUAGUCAGAAUUUACCGCAACGCUCUGAACUACCACCAACAGCGGUCUUUAUUUAGACAACAGUAGUCCUACUGUACACAUUUGCUUUUGAGUACUUUUAUAUCUAGAUAGCUGUUCUAAUAGUGGAGAAUGGAGACAGGUAAUUGUCGUAUGAAUGGUGGUGGUGGACUUGACGGUAUCGGUGGAGGCGGCGACGAUUCCUCAAAUGGUAUGAUCACGCUAGAGGACCUGGAAUCUUUUUCGGAAGACCAGCUGUCAGAUUCGGGCACUGGGAGUCUGGAAGAGGCGGGUGAGACGAUCGAGGACGAAGAGCAACAAGACGGAUUGCUGCGUUACUGGCAGGACGCCGCACGGGGACACCAAGUGGAAGUGCCUCGAGACAUGGCUGAGCCCAUUCAGCAGAUUACCAGCAACAACAACGGCCAACACGACCGGGAGCACGUGCCCUUCACCCUCAUCACGCGUAAGGAAAAGUGUGGAGACAUGCUCUAUGAGAAGAGACACUAUGAGAAGGCCCACUGGGCGUGUAUCACGGUUCAUGAGGACACCUACGAGCAGAGCAUCUGUUACGGCUUCAUGAAGCUCAUGAGAUACAUCUGCCAGCAGAACUCCUCAGGUAGCUAUCUGGGUAUGACCAUCCCUAUCCUGACUGUGAUCCGUACGGACGAGAACCACUCUGUCUUGUCCAGGGACGUCACAGUGGCCUACUACCUGCCCACAGAAUACCAAGUCCAGCCACCCCUGCCUUCUGACACUGAAAUAAGCAUUGAGGAAUGGCCUGCCACCAUUGUAUACACAAGGUCCUUCACUGGCGCCACAAACGAGGUGACCAUCAUUAAUGAGAUCAGCGCCAUGGCGGAAAUGCUGGACUCCCCCGCCAUGCAUGUGAAUGACUCGUUCAUCGUGGCCGGCUACACCAACCCUGCGGUGGCGAACCGACAGAAUGAGAUUUGGUUCCUGGAGCGGCCUUGAGGGUCAGACUAACCUUGGCCCAUCCUCCUAAACCUGACCCACCCAACACCCCAGUCCUUAUCCCAUCCUACUGAUUCACUCCUUCCUGUUCUAGAGAGAAGAGACUUAUGGGCAUGGCUGAAAAGGGCCCUUAUUACUAGUCCUGUGCGAGGCUGCAUCCUUUGGGUCCAUGAACACCUUUACGAUAGGGCAUCUAGUCUAGAUAUUUUACUCUGCUGUUUUCCUCACAUAGUUGGGGCUUGACAUUCACUUAUUUUAGUCACUUGUCAUUCGGACAAGUAGGACAGAUUUUUCUUUUAACUUGUCCAAAAAAAAUAAAUGGCCCACAACACAAUUUUUUACAUCCUUGUAUGAUGCAAGGAACCACUUUACAAAAUAAAAUGGAGAAUCAGACAAAAAUGUCAGAAACCAUCUAUCUAUUGGCUUCUUUGCCUGUCUCAAAAUACAACACUGCCCCUUUUAAGGCUCUCCUGGAGGAUAGUUGGCCACCCUUAGCCUAUGAAAUAUUGCAACGUUACAACUACAACCAAAUACUUUGUCUUCAUAAAAUAAUUCCCUUUGCCUAUAAGGUAGACUACGUCAAAGCAAGGUAACUAACACAUAUGGGAUAUUUUUUGACCGCGUGUGAGUUAUUUGUCAAUGAGGCUAUUCUAAUAAUAUUUUGAACGUUGUCAGAAUGACAUGGCCAAUGUUUAAUAGAGGGGGGAAUCCCAGCUCACCAACUGUCAGAUGUAUUUCUCAACUCACAAUGUUGAGCGCUUGAUAGGUUUUACAACAGGGUUAUGUAACAUUGCUUUACUAAUGCACCCGUUCAUCAAUGUUGCACUGGAGUGCUGGUGCCAUGACAUUAAUGCAUGCUGAAUAGUUAGUUACAGAGAACUAGCCAGGCUAAACAAGAUGUUUUGAAUUGGCUAUGUAGUUUUAGUCUGUCUGUCAUUAUUAAAGGUUACCUCGCUGCUAUAAUGUCUGUCUGUCCAUGGGCCUGCUCACCCACGCAGGUGAUUCACACACCAUGACUUUUCCAGGAUUUUAAUGACCGUACCCUGUUUGCUGACCAAAAUGAGCUAUUACUGGGUAAAAAAUAAACUAGCAAGGAAUAUCAAAUGUGCACACGCUCGUGCCUGUCAAUGCAAUAGAAUUCUACUCCGAUGCGAUCAGUGUGCAAAACAUCGCAUACGGGAGACACUUGUUUGAUAGUGAUUUUUUUUUUUUUACUUGUCACGGACAAGCAUUAAUGUUGAGCCCUGAUAGUCUUGACGACCUCCGAAGGGUGAGGAGUCAUGUGACGUUUACUUGAUGUUUUGUGAGAAGUGGAUGGAUAUUAGAGCCAUGCCUUUAGAGAGUUGGGCCAACUGUUGGGUUUCUAAUUCUAGAUAUUCAGUGACAUAGCGUUGUUUAAAUAGUCCCCAUGUCAUUUGAAUGGGGACAGCUAACAUGGCUGCCAUAGAAUGUUGAAUAUUGUUCUAAAUUCUAGACAGUGACAUGGUGUUUAAAUAUUCCCCAUGUCAUGUGAAUGGGGACAGCGAACAUGGCUGCCAUAGAAUGUUGUAGUGUCAUGGAAAUGCAUCAAUGCAGAAACCUCAAUGACCCAUCUCUCUAAAUACAUGGUUCUGAUGGAUCCUAAUUAUUGCGCCAGUCACACUGUAAACCUUGGAGAACUGCAAUACUUACCAGGUUAUUAACAAUCCUGAACGAUGACUGCUAUUCCAGUCUGCUUUAGUGGGGGAUAAGUGCAGUCUUCACCAUGGUAACUACCACCGCUUAGACAAUUUAAUGCGAUAGGAGGGUGGAUUUAUUCGUUAUGAAGUGUGUCAUUCUCUUUCUGUCAAUGAAAAACACUGAACAUGACACAGACAAACACCGGAUAAAUUAAACAGCCAACAGUCUGAAUGUAUAAGCAUGGUGAGACAGAGAAAAUACGUAUUACUACAAACCAAAAUCACUUACCUUUUGUUGUAUGACAAUCGAGCAGCUAUCUGCAGCGUACUACACUUUUCUAUGCUCUGAGAGUCAAUGCAUUCCUCAUUCUUAAAGUUAUGAUGUUCACAAACGACCUAAUUCUGUCUCUUUACCUAAUGUUCCAAUCCAGACAUUGUUUUGUGUCGGUGUGUGUGUGUACUAUUCGCAAGUUACCUGACACUGCUGACGAGAAACAAGUAACAUUGAAAACAGAGUAAAAGCAUGGAGCAGUGUGAUGGAGCUGCCUAUCAUAUACAGGGUUAUAUUUGUUUAUCUGAGUAAGAAAAGUGAUUUAUUAGUCCACAGCAUUAGGGUUCUAUACCCCAUUUUAGCAAAAAUCCAUUAAAGCUCAAAAUAAGAGGCAUUUAUCUUCCAAAUAUUUUGUAAUGAAACCAAUUACUAAGAGGAUGAAUUUAGCAUAAGAAAAGUGAUGUGUAUCAUAUCUAUUUUGUUGACUCAACAAUACAUAGAGCUUGAACUUUCCUAUCAGUUGUUUUUAAAGGAGAAUAGGCCAUUAUUGCUCAACACCGGGCUGUAUAUUGAAGUAGCUGUGACAACACCAGUCACACAGUAUGUCAGGUAACUGUACUUUGCCAAAUAAUCACUGUGUCAAGUCUUGUUCAGGAGAUCAUCUUUCUCAUUAAUGACCAGUCAUAACCAUUAUUUGACCAUGUACCGCAUUCAGCAGCAUAUAAACAAACAGCAUCUCAAUCACUUAAAUCGCCAAGUCCAGUCUGAAAGUAGUUCACAGAAACUGUCGUCCCCAUGACUUCAUGGUCAGUGUAGUGAUAACGCGCGCCUUUUAACCGAGUUGUUUCAGUGGUGGUUAGUCUUAACUGUUUGGCCUCUGCAGCUUUUUACACUUUAGGUUAGUUGUUUUCCUGCCCGUAAUCAGAGCUGAUGUAGAAUGUAACGUUGAAGUUCUAAAUGUGAUGUCGACACCACGUAGGAUGUACCGUUGAAGUUCUAAAUGUGAUGUAGACACCACGUAGGAUGUAACGCUAGUUCUAAAUGUGAUGUAGACACCACGUAGGAUGUAAUGUUGAAGUUCUAAAUGUGAUGUCGACACCACGUAGGAUGUAACGUUAGUUCUAAAUGUGAUGUCGACACCACGUAGGAUGUAACGUUAGUUCUAAAUGUGAUGUCGACACCACGUAGGAUGUAACGUUGAAGUUCUAAAUGUGAUGUAGACACCACGUAGGAUGUAACGUAGACACCACGUAGGAUGUAACGUUAGUUCUAAAUGUGAUGUCGACACCACGUAGGAUGUAACGCUAGUUCUAAAUGUGAUGUAGACACCACGUAGGAUGUAACGCUAGUUCUAAAUGUGAUGUAGACACCACGUAGGAUGUAAUGUUGAAGUUCUAAAUGUGAUGUCGACACCACGUAGGAUGUAACGUUAGUUCUAAAUGUGAUGUCGACACCACGUAGGAUGUAACGUUGAAGUUCUAAAUG